AUGAGUGACCUAGGGAGCUUAUCAGACCAUGAAAUAUCUAACGCUCCUAUAUAUUAUGAUGGGGGUGACUUGGAUGUAUACAAGUACUUAAAAUAUUUUCAUAAUCACUAUCCACUAUUUUCUAGCUCUGAGAAUUUGAAUCUAGAUGAAAAAGGUAAUUCUGAAUUUGAUACUGAAUAUAAUCACUUUAUGAGUGUGAUUGCUGCAUUUUUAAUGUAUGAGUGGGAUUGUAUGAAAAAUGUAGCUAGAAUAGAGAAGAAUUGGUAUAAUUUAACUAAGGAUGAUCAAGAAGUAUUGAGGAACUGCAUACAUGAGGAUAUUAACAAGUUACGUCAUUCAAUAGCAUGCAAUCAGCGUUUUUUGAAGUUAAUGUUAGCUCCUGGCCUUUAUAAUGAGACGAAUGCAUGCUGCUGUGAAGCUGGAAAGACUCAUAUUUCACUCAAUGACAAUCAAAUUAUAAAUUAUAAGCAAGAUCAAGAAAGUAACAGUGAAAUGGAUGCACCUCCUCCAUAUGGGGAAAGUAUGAUUGAGAAAUUAGUCUUGGAGUAUCAUAGCAAAGAGAAGAUAGAACAGAAAGAUGCAUUAAUUGUAUCUAGUGAACUAGUUCAGAGUGAAUCUCUACUAAACAACGUUGCUUCAUCCCUACCAGAAGCAAUAACAGAGAAUUAUUCUUAUUGUAAUUCUCCAAAAAAUGAGAGUAUGCAAGAUAAGAAACUUAAUUUGUUGCAUAGAGAAGAGAGAAAUAAUGUUGCUGAUACAGAUUCUACUUCAAAAUGUAAAGUUUCAAAAUGUGGAAAUAUAGUAUCUACUACUUUGAAUAAUCUAAGUAAGGCAAAAGCCACAUUGAGACAAUUUGUCCGCGAUUGGAGUGAAGAGGGUAAAAUAGAAAGAUCGCAAUCUUAUGAUCCUUUACUAGAAGCUUUAACUAAACACUUACCUAUUUUGAAAGAUAAACCUUUACCAAGAGUUUUAAUCCCUGGAGCGGGAUUAGGCAGAUUACUAUUUGAAGUUGCAAAACUUGGAUAUGCAUGUCAGGGAAAUGAACUAAGCUAUGCAAUGUUAUUGGCAAGUAAUUUCGUAUUGAAUUAUGUCUUUGAACCUAAUUCAAUUGUUCUGUAUCCUUAUGUUUUAUCCUUAUCAAAUAGACCCAAGAAGUCAGAUAAUACUAGACCAGUUACUAUACCUGAUAUAUCUGUAAGCAAUUAUAUAGAGUCAGGACAUGACUUUAGUAUGUGUGCUGGAGAAUUUGUAGAAAUAUACUCAAAACAACAUGAAUGUUGGGAUGCAGUCUUAACAUGUUUCUUUCUGGAUACAGCACGAAAUAUAUUAGCAUAUAUACGUACAAUAAUAACCUUAUUGCCUAGAGGAGGGAUUUGGGCUAAUUUAGGUCCCCUGUUAUAUCACUAUUCAGGAAUGUUAGACAUAACAUCUAUAGAACUAUCUUGGGAAGAAAUUAAACCAUUUAUACAGGAGUACUUCGAUAUUGUCACUGAAGAGUGGAGACAUGCUACUUAUACUUGGAAUCCCAGUAGCAUGUUUAAGAUUGACUACAAGUGUAUAUACUUCGUGGCUAUUCGAAAUGAUAAAGCUUUACAAGGAAUAUCUAAUGACUUCAACUAA
Messenger RNA from Cryptosporidium muris RN66, 1620 nucleotides. RefSeq lists its product as uncharacterized. The record is from RefSeq and is a predicted model, not a curated record. Bases 1 to 1620 code for a protein of 539 amino acids. The transcript has a single exon. NCBI's taxonomy places the organism in Eukaryota, Apicomplexa, Conoidasida, Eucoccidiorida, Cryptosporidiidae. Gene Ontology annotation, molecular function: S-adenosylmethionine-dependent methyltransferase activity.